Molecule: messenger RNA, 729 nt
Organism: Xenopus laevis (African clawed frog)
Lineage: Eukaryota; Metazoa; Chordata; Amphibia; Anura; Pipidae
Product: olfactory receptor 2T10
Exons: 1
Coding region: 1-729 (242 amino acids)
Source: RefSeq, a predicted model, not a curated record
AUGGGUGUCCCUUCCACAGCUGUGCCUAAACUCUUGGUCAUCACAUUGUCUCUGGAUAAAAGCAUUUCAUUCUUUAAUUGUGCUGUACAGAUGUACUUUCUUUCAGCUCUGCUAACAACGGAGUGUAUCAUGCUAGCUGCUAUGGCCUACGACAGAUAUGCUGCCAUCUGUAAACCACUGCACUACCACACUAUAAUGAACAUGAGAUUCUGUAUUUGCAUAGCUAUAUCAUGCUGGGGCGUGGGCUUUAUCAACUCCAGUAUCCAUGUGCCAUACACCUUCCAAAUGCCUUUUUGCAGGUCCCACCAUGUUAACCAUUUUUUCUGUGAGGUGCCUGCUUUAUUAAAGUUGUCUUGCCAAGCCACUUGGUUUCAUGAAGUAGCAAUGUACAUCUCAGCCUUCAUAGUUGGCCUGUGCUCUUUUCUCUUGACUAUCAUUUCGUAUGUUUACAUAAUCUCCUCAAUGUUCAAGAUUCGUUCCACUCAAGGAAGACAUAAAGCCUUCUCUACUUGCACUUCCCAUCUUAUAGUGGUCUGUGUGUACUAUGGGACUCUCAUCUUCAUGUAUUUACUCCCUCGCUCUAAGAACUCUUCUGAGACUGACAAAACUGUGUCCAUUAUUUACACGGUUGUGUCUCCACUGCUGAAUCCCAUCAUCUAUAGUAUAAGAAAUAAUGAUAUCAAAGAUGCCAUAAGAGGAUAUAUGCAAUUUCAGAAAGAAAGUUUUUAG